This is a messenger RNA of Miniopterus natalensis, 7364 nucleotides long. The record is from RefSeq and is a predicted model, not a curated record. NCBI's taxonomy places the organism in Eukaryota, Metazoa, Chordata, Mammalia, Chiroptera, Miniopteridae.
AAGGAAUUGUUAGAGAUGCUUGGAGGGAAAAAAGGAAGAGACAGAAUAGGAUGGAGGAGUUGCUGUUAUUGAUAAUUUUAGAGAAGUGGCAUUUUCAUUUUUGAUCUGAUUUUUAGUUGGCAGUUAUUUUAAAGAAUAAUCUUCAUCUAACCUAUUCUCAACCCAGUUGUUAAUAUUCUGUGAACCAAUAUAAAUUUCUCUAAAGGAACUCUAAAAUGAAAAAAGUUUUCUAUGUAUGUUUAGUUUUCAAAAAUAGUUUUUAAAACCAUAAAUGUCUUGCUGUGUUUUGCUGCUCCUUUAAAAUAUUUUUCAAUAUUUGCCUUUGGCAAAUCCAGUGAAUUUAGACUUUCCGGGUAGGAGUUCUGGCGCUUUAAGCUAGCUUUGCACACUGACUUGGUGAAUGCUUUACCUGCAGCACAUGAGAGUACAUAGUAAAGUUACCUUAAAAUUGAAAUGAAAGCAGCGGGCAUGUAAAGCAUAUUGUGAAAAGUGUGAAGGACUUAAGGUUUUCUGGUGGAGCAGCAUGUUAGAUGCUGCUAUGGACAGGUUAAAAAAUCUUCAAUUUUUCAUAUUUUCUUAUAUGAAAUUUUGAAAAAAUUUUGAAGCUUUUUAUUUUCACAUAGGAUGACAUAAGCUUAAUGUUAACUCCUUAUAUAUGCAUAUACUUAUGCUACUUUGGUAAAAUAUAAGUAAAUAUUAUUAUAGUUGUGGGAAAUUCUAUAAAGUGUGGUCAACUUUAAAAAGAAUAUUAAUACUGAGGCUUAUUCUGUCUUACUCUUUAAGAAUAAUUUUAGUUGUUGCCGAUUUAGAGCAUGACUGCUUCAUUUUUAAUAACUGAUAUAAUUAACACUUCUUCCACUUAAUAAUGACAAGAACUCGAGGUGUCAACAGGAUAAGUCCCAGGAGUCAACAACUUGUUUCCCAGGAGACCUCCACAUUUAGACUUGACCCUGCUCCCAGCAGCUAUUCCUCAGCAAGGUAAACAGCAUGACCCUGCUGAAUUCUGAAGUGUUGAUUACAUUAGAACCAGCACUUGUGUAGAUUUGGGGACUGUUCCUUGAGGAACAGUGGCCAUUUAGUUUCACUUGAAGGUAUACAUAAUUGUGGACCUAGAUCUGAAUCCUCAAAGUCUGUCUUAAGAACUUGGACCAUCACUUUUCAGGAGUACUGUAGGCACCUUUGGAGUCUGAAAGACUUUGGGUAGGCUGGACUGUGUCUGUCUUCUGGUGACUCCCUUAUUCAAGUCCGCACCGCUCUUUAGGACUAGGAUGUGACAUCGGUGUUUGAUGUUCUCUGUUUCCUCUGGCUCCUUUAUUUUUCCAAGUGAAGUCGGACCUUAUAAAUACCUGUGCUUUUGGGACAUGCCCUGAUGAUGUAGUUACCUGCCUUUGGUGAAAGCUAUGACUGGGCCCAAACCACAAGUUUCCCCAACUUAAAAAUAGAUGCGUCUCUGGCUUAAGGAACAGCAUCUGUCAGCUUCCCACAUGGGGCAUUUUAGGUUUUGGCAUAUUGACUGUUCCGAAAUGGCCGGUUUCCAUGAUUCCCAGUGUCCUUUGAUGGUUUUGCCCUAAUGAGACCUGGCUCUUUUUCCUCUGACUUCCAGGCUCAAGAAAGGCAGCUCUGUGUGGGUUAGCAGACAGCGAGACUUCUGCAGGCCAAGCCAACAGGACUCGAUUUGUCACUCACUGGGCUAAAUUGAUUCACAAGAUCAGUGAUUCCCAGGCUUUCUUGAAAUGCACCUCAUUCCCUGGCGCGCUUACCACUGAAGGUGAAUUCUCCCUUUAAGAAGAAGAAAAUUUUGGUGGAGAGCUACCCAGCAAGGAAAGGACGUGUGGCUAUUAAGUAACAUUUAACACAACCAUGGCCAUGGAGGAAAUUAAACUUACACAGAAUGUCCAUAAUGAGGCUCUGAGUGCUGAUGUUUCAGACAAGAAGAAGGGAGGCAAAUUCCAGCCUUUUAAGAAGUUGUUUGGCAAAAGGAAAAAGAAAGACACUUCAAUUUGCCGGGAGACGCCUGCAGGGAAGAAGAGUCACACUCCCCAGAGCAUCAGCAAUGGCACCUUUUCUUCCGACGAGGAGGACAAUCUAAGGUCCUUCAACUAUUCUAUGGGAAGCCGGGCGUUUUCCCAUGACAGUAUUUUUAUCCCUGAUGGGGGAGCAGAAAGUGAGCAGACAGUUCAAGCAAUGUCACAGGACAACAUCCUGGGCAAAGUCAAAACUCUUCAGCGGCAGUUGGGCAAGAACAUCAAGUUUGGGCAGCCGCCACCCGGUGCCACUCCCAUGAAGAAGGCAGACAGUGGAGAGGCUAGCUUAGAAGAGGAACCGUGCCUGACCAGUCCCAUGGAAAUUGUGACUCAGCAGGACAUCAUCCUCUCGGACGCUGAGAACAAAUCUACGGACACGCCGAGCUCUCCGAGUCCUCCGAGCCGGCCUGGAGCCAGAAGUGAGAUGGAAGAGAAGGUAGCUCCAGCUAAACCGUCUCGGCCAAAAAGGCACUUCUCUUCCGCUGGCACCAUUGAAAGUGUCAACCUAGAUGCCAUCCCCCUGGCCAUUGCGCGCCUGGACAACAGUGCCGCCAAGCACAAACUGUCCGUUAAGCCAAAAAAAAACCAGAGGGUGUCAAAGAAGCACAGGCGACUUGGACUUGCCUGGGAUCGACCCAGUGAACAAGGUGGCCUUCCAAGUCAGCUGUCCCUGGACCAGAACGGACACCCUGGAGAAGACAAGCCAACGUGGCAUGAAGAGGAGCCAGAGCCCCUGGACUCCGAGGAAGAGAAGAGAUGCCAAGAAGAAUACUGGCGGGAGCUGGAGGCCAAGUGCAAACGGCAGAAGGCUGAAGCUGCGGAGAGGAGACGCCUGGAAGAGCAGAGGCUACAGGCCCUGGAGAGGAGGCUUUGGGAAGAGAACAGAAGGCAGGAGCAGCGUGGAGAGGAGGCAGCGGCGGCAAAGAGAAGGGAAGAGCUGGCGAAAAGGCAGGAGAAAAUGGGGGCGCAGGGGCGGCGGGAGGCGGGCCGGGAGCCUCGGGAAGCCCCAGGAGUGGGAGAGGAGAGUCGGCCGGCGCCGGGGGGCAGGAGCCCUCUUCCUCCUCAGGCUGACCUCGCAGAGGAAGCUGAACGGGAGCACGUGGCGCCUGAGGAGCAGGGAGAAGACGCCGAGCAGCCCAGUGCUGGCCGGAAGCAGAGCCCAGAGGCUGAGCCGUCGGCAGAGCCGCAGGGGAAGCGCGGGGAUGCCCAGCGGCAGGACGUUCGUGUGUCCGGAGGGAAGCAGAUUCUCUUCCCCAAAGUCAACCUGAGCCCGGUGACCCCGGCGAGAGAUGCAGGGCCCGCCCCUGCUCCCCACGAGCCCAAAGCCCCCAGAGCGAGCCCUGCCCCGCACGCCCUGCCCGCCUCGCUGAGCAUCCCGCACACGGCCAUCCUGGUCACGGGCGCCCAGCUGUGCGGCCCCGCCGUCAACCUGAGCCAGAUCAAGGACACGGCCUGCAAGUCCCUGCUGGGCUUGUCGGAGGAGAAGAAGCACGUGGACGGCCCCGCCCCGGAGAGCCCCCCUCCCAGCCCCUCGCCCGCAGCCCAGCCUGGACCCCCGGCGGUCAGCGGCCAGACCGCGGCGCCGGAGCACAAGGCAGCGAACAGAAUGCCCGCGGUGCAGAAGCCAGCGCUGGCCCCCAAGCCCGCGGGCCAGACCCCGCCGUCCUCUCCACUCUGCAGACUGAGCAGGCCCCACCUGGUGGAGCUGCUGGCCCGGCGGCCCGGGAAGCCUGACCUGGAGCCCAGUGAGCCCUGCAAGGAGGGCCAGGGGGACCAGGGGGGCGGCGGGCCUCGGCCCCCCUCCCCACCGCGCCCCGAGGAGCGGGAGGCCCAGCGGGGAGAGGAGGAGGAGGCAGAGAGGAAGCCCGCGGCCCCACCGGAGAAGCCUUCCCUAGCGCCCGAGGCCGGGAGGAAAGAAAAGCCGGUGCUUCAGAGCAGACACUCUUUAGAUGGUUCCAAACUUGUGGAGAAAGUUGAAACUGCGCAGCCACUGUGGAUAACAUUAGCACUGCAAAAGCAGAAGGGGUUUCGGGAGCAGCAAGCUACUCGAGAGGAGAGGAAGCAAGCCAGGGAGGCCAAACAGGCAGAAAAGUUCUCCAAAGAUAACGUCAGUGGCAGUCCUCAGCCAGGAAGCAGCAGUGUCAGCAGAGCUGGAUCCCUGCACAAGUCCACGGCUCAGCCAGAAGAAAAGAAGCCGGAGACAGCGGUGUCCAGGCUUGAGCGCAGAGAACAACUGAAAAAGGCCAACACCCUUCCCACCUCUGUGACAGUGGAGAUCUCUGAUUCGACUCCCCCAGCGCCACUGGUGAAAGAAGUCACAAAGAGGUUUUCCACCCCAGAUGCUGCCCCCGUGUCAACAGAACCAGCCUGGCUGGCUUUGGCCAAAAGGAAAGCCAAGGCCUGGAGCGACUGCCCACAGAUUAUUAAGUAAAGAGUGACUCUUAUCCAUUCCUAUUCCCAGUUACUGGCUCCUCUCUUGCCCUUUUUAUUUAUUUUUUUAUAUGCGGUAAAGAAACCAAGCUAGGGGAAAAGAAGCAUGUUUUAUAGGCGCUAAAAUAACAUUUAGAAACUGAACUGGUGGUGUUCCUUGUAAAGAGUGUAUUUGCACAACCCUAGGUCUGGUGCCUUGAGCUCCUCCUAGUUCUAAAGAGAAAGUUCUGUCCGAGGGACCACAGGAAGCAAAAUCUCCCGACUAAGAACUCCUCAGGAGAGCCUGCCACCCCUGUCCGCAGCCCUUCCACACGCACACACCACACACCACUGGACAUGGACUUUUGCCAAUCUUUGUAAUGGUUUUUUGACUCUCUGCUCCCAUUUCUUUUAUCCAAAACCUGUACCCUGCCGUGUGUUUGGGGAUUUCUACCUUUUUCUACGGUAAUGGUGAAAGGACCGUGUAGAGAUAGAAAUAAGGCCCAUUCUCCUGAGCACAGCCAGUAACUGAAUUGCAACGCAGUCUGGCUCCCCCUCCGUGCCCAUGUCUGGUCCUCAUGAUUUCCCCCGACCUGCAGCCGUAACACAGAAAGCGAAUCCAUCCUGCCUCUCCCACACUGUUGAUCUGCGGGCCCCAUCAUACCAGGACUCUCCUUACCGACACGCUAAACAUUUGGCCCAUUUGGUUCCCAGGGAACAUUUUAUUUAAUAUAAAGAAAGGAAACUAUAAAUUCUCUUUCUGUCUGAGACUCCCCAUCUAGUGCAGUUCUUAAGAUGUCCAGGCUCCAUCCCAGGCCUGCUGUGAGGACAGGGCCUCUAAGGUUGAGGACCUUGGGAUACACUGCUUCUACUGUAAUCUAGUUUUUAAACCUCUGAAAGGGAGACUUGUUUUACCCAAAAGAAGCAAAACUGAGACGGGAAAAAUAAUAAAACCAUCUCCCCCCACACCAGCUGUUUAUUAAAGAUACAAGAGGCUAUUGGCAUUGCAUGUCUCUGAAAAUUCCCUUAAGUCUUUAGGGAAGGUUAACCAGAAGGUUAAGAUUUGGAGCCUUUGUACUAAGGAGCACCUGUGGGAAGUUUCCUUCUUUACCAUAAUUAAUUCAUAUUUAGACUCAAAUAUUCAACAGCAUUUAUAAUUUAGAGCAUUCACCUUGCUAACUUUAAAAGACAUCUCAGAGUUUUAAGUGGCCUUGUUAUUAUACACGUGUGAUACAAAGAAGGGACCUGGCUGUUUAAAAGCCACAUAUAUUCACUAUUUCCCUAAAUUUGGUUUACAGGAAACAGACAUACAGCAAACCCACACGUUGCUGCUACUAACUGCACACUUCAUGGUGUUGGCACACUCCCGUUUUCUUAGCUCCUCACUCCCGAGUAGAAGUACAAAUCUUUGGCCCGGUGCGGGGACAAUUACACCCUUUUCCCUCUCCUGCAAAAAAUCCAUUGUAUUAGUUUGCACCAUUCUUUCCUCCGUGCUCACUCAACAGCAACGUGCUGCUGCUCUGUGCUGUUACUCUCCCAUUCACCUUAAAGAAAGGGUGACGGCAAAGCUAUUUACCACACAGAAGGCAUUUUCUUUCUGGAAGCAAUGGCUCGGUCUUGUGGUAGCAGCUGGCAUGUGUGGUCAUAUGGACAGCUGUACUCUUGCAAGUUGGAUUUAAUAUUAUAUAUAUACUGGACCUUCAGACUGUUAAGAAUCAAUGUAACUUUAAUUUUUUUAUUGCUAUCAGAAGCAAUAUUUCACUGCACGUUUUCCAACUGAUGUUCAUUUCUAAAUCAAAUAUGUAGACAAUUGUUAGUUUCAAUGAUUUCCUCACCAAUAUAACACUUUUUAAUAGGAAUUUUUCCACCUAAAGUCCUGGAAUUUUAGUGCUACAGGAAUUCUUCUGAAUUGACUUUUUCUUUCAUCCUAUCAGCUUUGGAUAAUAUCACAGUAAUGGCCGAGAACAAAGAAAUCAGAUUAUUAACAAAGAAUGGUAGAUGAGUCCACUCUGUACCGUGGGCUCCCCUACCAUAAAGCCCAUCUGAAGUAGGAGAAAUACCUCAGUUAAAAGUUUCCUUCCAAAUCUUUAAGCAAAGAGUAUAUUGAGGGAAGCAGUCACAGCAUCACUUCCAACAACUUCUAAAGGCCACAUGUUUAAUAUAUCAUGUAAACAUUACUCCAAAUUUGCACUAAAUACCAGUGAAGUGUUAUUUUGCUUUAGUUGUGUUGCAGUCUUUUCUCAUCAACAAACUAUGGGAGAAAUUCUGUAAAAACAAAAAAUUCAAGACUUAAAAAAUCCUAUUGCUAUGUUAAAUACACAGCUUUUUUUUUUUUUUGCUUUUUUUUUUAAAACUCAAACACUUCUGGCAAGGUUUAGAUGAUUAACCUCUGUUCAUAGACAUAUAUAUAUAUAAAACUAGAGUUUUUUGUUUACUUUUUAAAUUUUUCAAGUGCAAUUGUUUCUUAUACAUUAAUUACAUUAAAUUAUCAUUUUAGCCAGUUAUCAGCAAAUAGUAGUAUGUAUUGUCUCUCCUUGUGAUGUUUAGUUUAAUUGCUUAUUUUAAAGCAGAAAUAUUAGAGUUACAAGUGUCUUGCAAUAUUUUUACCAACAAUAAAAUUAUGUAGAGACUUAACCAUGAAAAUACUUUAGUGUGAUUUUAAUAUUAUUUUGAGAUUUUGGUUGUAUAAAGUUUUAAUGUAAAAUGUCCAUUAUUGAAGGAACAUGAUCUUUCAAUAAAAAGUACCCACAAGAUCUUUAGCACCAACAGAAUUUCAAGUUCACGUUUUUACUAAUUUCACAGAGCUCAUAUUUAUGUAGCUUUUGUUGCAAAAGAAACCUUUCAAGGCAUUUUUUAUGGUACCUUAUAUAUUUACUAGGUGUUUUUGGAGGAAAAUAAUAGGGUCAAAUAAAAUGUUUCUCUCAAUCCUAA